UCAACGUCCAGAUGAUCAGGAUGGUUCCCUUCUUCUUCACUCACCUGCUACUGAUGACACUGCUGUUUCAACACACUGAAGCAAACAAGGAACUGAGGAGACAGAAGCCACCUACACAUGAUGAAGCUGCGCAUUAUCAAGAGUUUUGCUUGAGUAUUCCUGAAGCUCCUCGUUCGACCCGUUUGGAUUUUGAAACCCCACAGCCUACAAAGUCGGCAUCCAAACCAAAACCACCCAGAGAAAAACCCAACACUCCCAAACUGCGAGGACAACAACCCAGACCAAAACAACCUGCUGUUCCUGGAGCCCCGUUGCCUGAGGAAAAGACCUAUCCACCUGCUGGUGUUCCUGAAAUAGUACCCAUAAUUGCCCCCUUUGGUUUGUACAGUUCAGAUAGAGACAUCGAAGUCUCAGACGGAUGCUACUGCAAAGAACAAAACAAGAAGUCGUCCACUGAGACCUACCAAGUCAGCAGCCUGACCAUACACUAUCCCAGUGAAACCUGCAGAUCUACUGAAUACAUUGAAAUUUUAAAAGACGGAAGGAAAGUUUGUGUGACGUCGUUCAGCCUUCUGGGUCAUUUUUUACGGACUCUGUCCCAACCAGUGCCGGAGCAAAGGUCAACAGAAUCACCUGAGAUCACAUCUACUACACAUCAGAGCACCACUGCAGAGACGUCCACCCCGACACAGCCGCAAAUCAGAAUCGAUGGCUCAUUUAUGCAUUAUGGACCAGCUGGAAACCUGCAAGACACAAGACAUGAUGUUAAGGGGUCAGACUUCCUAGGCCCUGUAAAGACAAUGACUGCUAUACACCCCUCUGGACUUCUGGUUACACAUCUGAGUGUUUCUGCCAUUGAAGAACCUUGUAUUUUCUGCAUGGAUCUUGUGACGUGGAACAACUUUGACCCGAAGGACGUUCAGUUGGUGGAAUUGACUAUGCCAUCAUCCAAAUGUCCCCCCUUCAUCAUUGUCAUCCUGACUGAUGGACGCCAUAUUUGUAUGAAUUCUUCCCACCCUGAGUUCCUUCAGCUCUUGGACAAGUUGGAAAAUAAAGAACCUUACAUCUGACACUUAAUGUGGUAGACUUUACUAUCUGUCUGUCUGUCUGUCUGUCUGUCUAUCUAUCUAUCUAUCUAUCUAUCUAUCUAUCU
This is a messenger RNA of Poeciliopsis prolifica (blackstripe livebearer), 1153 nucleotides long. RefSeq lists its product as uncharacterized. NCBI's taxonomy places the organism in Eukaryota, Metazoa, Chordata, Actinopteri, Cyprinodontiformes, Poeciliidae. Gene Ontology annotation, biological process: immune response. Bases 12 to 1070 code for a protein of 352 amino acids. Gene Ontology annotation, molecular function: chemokine activity. The record is from RefSeq and is a predicted model, not a curated record. Gene Ontology annotation, cellular component: extracellular region. The transcript is spliced from 8 exons.